AUGAUCACUGCGGCCAACUACCUACCGGAUGAACACGGACUAGCAAAUACAGUUGCUUACGUAGAAACAGUCAUCCAACCGGCACACACACAGGAAUACGUUCACUUCCCCAUUUUUGGGAUUGACGAAGACUGGUUGAGCGACGAGGGUUUAGACGAGAGUUCAGAAGACGAUGAAGGUGAUGGAGGUGGUGGGGAUGAUGAAAACGAUGACGAUGACGGCGAUGAUGGCGACGAUGAUGGCGACGAUGGAGAUUAUGACGAUGAAGAGCUUUUCAUUGAAGAUAUGAGUCUUUGGGGUGGAGGAGCUUGGAUCCCUCUGCCAAAUACUGCACCGACGAAGGUGACUUUAUAUCGCUCGGGAAUUUCUGAACUGAAUUUGUACUGUUCCUGUCCUGCCUCUGCUUCUUCAUCAUCUCAUUCUUCUUCUCCUCCGCCUCCGCCCUGGUCCUCGUCCGCGUCCUCUUCAUCCUCUUCAUCCCCUUGGUACGAUGGAAAGGAGGUGGAGGAUGACGAUGACGAUGACGAUGAAGAGGAUUACGACGAUGAUGACUGCGCUGAUGAUGCAGUUGCUAUCGUUAAUGAUGAAGAAGAAAAUAGAAGUUUCGAUGAUCUCGAGAUGUUUUAUGCAAAACGUGCUGCGAGCGAAAAGGAGAGGAAACACGAACGCGAAAAUCGAGACUGUACCCUCUCAAAAUGGAUAAUGGCUCCUGGAAGACGUACGAUCUUCGCGUCACCCUUCUGA
Molecule: messenger RNA, 744 nt
Organism: Paracoccidioides lutzii Pb01
Exons: 4
Coding region: 1-744 (247 amino acids)
Source: RefSeq, a predicted model, not a curated record